This is a messenger RNA of Physcomitrium patens, 2977 nucleotides long. Its product is annotated as lysophospholipid acyltransferase LPEAT2. Gene Ontology annotation, biological process: phospholipid metabolic process. The record is from RefSeq and is a predicted model, not a curated record. Lineage: Eukaryota; Viridiplantae; Streptophyta; Bryopsida; Funariales; Funariaceae. Gene Ontology annotation, molecular function: calcium ion binding; lysophosphatidylethanolamine acyltransferase activity.
UUUUUUUUUUUUUUUUGUUGAUUUGGAAUGAGGAAUCAGCAGUAAGACAGGCUUUCCCCCUCAGUGCUGAAGGCGUAGAACCGCGAGUGGGGUUUUGGGCUGGAUGCGUCAUGAAACCUGUAUCUCGCAGCCACCGACGAGUUUCAUCCGCUGGUUAGACUGUACCCAGCGAUUUGUGCUUGUGAGUGUGCCUGGUUCACUGAAUACUCAACAUUGGUUAGUGAUUUACCCUCUUCCCUGCGCACUGAGGGGGAUUGGCUUAGUGGAUCAACGAUCACAUGCGAGAUUUUCAUGUUGGGAGGGGAGGCCCUAAGUUUGGUUUAAUUCUGCGUUUGAGGAAGUUCAGACAGAAAUAGAUUCGCAAUUCGUCAGGCUGCAUCGAAUAGUGGAUGGUGGUGGGAGCAGCAUGGUUUUAAUCUUACUGUGUGGCGUUGAGUGGAGUGAUUGCUGGGCAGCUUCUGUUGUUCGAAUAUAGGACGGGAAGCUGUUUUCAAACCGUGUCGCUAGAGGUUCCGGGCUCGUCACUCCACGGGGUUUGAAUCUCGGAGUGGCUCGCGGAUUCGGAUUCAAUCGUUGUUCGCUUCAUUGAACGAGAUGGUCGAAGUAUACUGUUCUGCGGCGUCAGUUUCUGUACGCCAUGGGGAGCUUGAUUUCUUCUUUUGGCGAUGGAACGCUUUGAAGUGAUGGCCGUCUUCGAAGAUUCACUUCCUUUGAGAGCGGGAUGAGCUGUCUUUAGAAUACAACUAGUUAGAGAUCGAUUUGUUUUCUGACACUGUGGAUCUUAGAACACUCCGAUCGUGAUCAAUCUUUUACAUAUUUCGAAUUGUCGUCUAAGUAGCCUCAAGAUCAUGGGUGACGCUCAGGUUCCUUUGCUUGGCGAGAACUUAAAAGGUGAGGACUGGACCGAAAGCGUCAAACCAGACUUCGUAGGAAUAAAUAUAAUCUUCCGUGAUCAAGGGGACUCUAAAGAAAGAGACUUUUCCAGUGACGAAGUGCGCGUAGCUGUGCCAAUUUCAGACCACUUGGUGGAAAAUGGCAGCCUGAAGGACAAUGACUCAGGAUUGGGAGAAGAGAGUAUGGACGGGGAUCUUAAACAAAUGCAGAAGGCGCUGGAUCUUUUCUCAGAUGUACCGUCAUUUGGUAAACUGUCUACCAUAGAUCCAUUCGUCAACAGGACACCUGCAACGAAGGGAUUAUACGAGAGCUUGAAGACGUUGUUACUGUUGCCUGUGUUGGUAGCGCGUUUGCUGGUCAUUGGGGUUAUUCUUGUGGUGGGAUUCGUGGCCACGAAAUUGGCGCUGGCCGGAUGGGACAAGUCCGAAUCGGUUCUUCCGAUAUGGCGUCGCAAGCUUAUGUUUGUCACACGGCUCUGUGGUCGGGGCAUUCUUUUCUGUUUUGGAUUUCACUGGAUUCGGCGUAUUGGGCGUCCUGCACGCAAGGAGGUUGCCCCCAUCGUGGUUUCUAACCAUGUGUCAUUUAUUGAUCCUAUAUUUUAUUUUUAUGAGCUUUUUCCAAGCAUAGUGAGUUCUAAGUCACAUGACAGUCUGUUCCUGGCAGGGACCAUUAUCCGUGCAAUGCAGGUUAUCCCCGUCGACAGAACAUCUGCAGAAUCAAGGAAGUCUGCAAUAAAUGAAAUCAAAAGAAGGGCGGCUAGCAUGGAAUUUCCCUCUGUGUUGUUGUUUCCUGAGGGUACAACAACAAACGGGAGGUCGCUGAUUUCGUUUAAGCUAGGCGCAUUCACCCCUGGUUUUCCAAUUCAGCCGGUCGUCAUCCGCUACCCCUUUGUCCACUUCGAUAUUUCCUGGGGUGACAUUUCAUUGCCUAAUGUGUUGUUUCGGAUGUUCACGCAGUUUAGCAACUUCAUGGAGGUCGAGUACUUACCUGUCGUUUACCCAUCUGCGUGGGAGGUGGAAAAUCCUGCUUUAUUCGCUGAGCGGGUUAGGUAUGAAAUGGCUCGGGCUCUCUGCGUGCCAGUGACCGAGCAUACUUACGGCGACCUGAUGUUGUCCGUAAAUGCCCAGCGGCUUUGCUUGCGUUCACCAGCGAGCUACAUGGUGGAAAUGGGGUUAGUGGAGAAGACUCUCGGAUUAAGGACAGGCGAUGCGAAGAGCCUCCUAGAGAAGUUUGCCGCAAUGGAUCCAUCCUAUUGUGGCACCAUCGGCAUGAAACAAUUUCUGGAAUGGCACCAUUUGCCGAAAUGUUCGAUUUCUAGAAAGAUAUUUGAUCUCUUCGAUAAAUCGGGACAAGGCUUCGUAACCUUCCGAGAGUAUUUGGCAGCAUCGGGAUCAAUCUCGACUAGCAAAGAGUUCAACAGCCGUAUGAGAGCAGCUUACAAUGCAUGCAGCUCUCCAGGCGGUGGUCGUAUCUCGCCAGUGGAGCUGGAAAACUGCUUAAAGCUAAGUAUGCCAUCAAUCAGCAACGCCAAGCUAAAGACGUGGUUCAAAAAACUCGACCUGGACGGUGACGGAGCCAUCAGCUGGGAGGAGUUUCAGGUUUUCAUUGAGGCCAACUCUGAGCUACUGCCAAUUUUCAUGGUGGGAACUUUUGUACAUUGAGCUCAUCCGACUUCAUAGCAGCAAAUGUAUACUGUAAGUCUAAUUUGAGUUGGCCCAAUUAAGGGCAAAUACUAGAACACUUAAAUAGACACAGAUCCUCUAUCAAUACACCAUGCAAUUAAAAUUGGAUUUGGUAACCAUUUUUGUUGUUUCGCUUUUGUCGAAUACAUACACAAAGACGAAGCCGUAUUUUUCCUUGGAAGGUGCGACAACAUAACAUUCUAAACUAGGUAGGAGAUCUCAGACUUGGAACUGGAGCAAAAAUCACUGUAGAAGCAAGUAGUGCUCACAUAUUAACAUUGUUAUUGAAAAGAAUAUAGAUCUGCAAUACAGAUAUUGAGUCACUUCUUCAUGUGAAGUUAUGCUGUGACAUGUGAUUCAUAAUUCUUUCAAAAGAACUUUUUGAAGGGAUAUUUAUCAAA